GGGUGGAUAAGUGAGAUUGCAAUUAUUAUGCUAGUUAUUUUUAUUGUUGCGCAUAAAUACUGAAAGUGUGUUUUUUUUUUUCGUUUGAAAUUGUGCGACAAAGUUAUUGCAAACAUUUUAAGCUAAAAAAAAAAAAAAAAACAAAUGUGAAUCAAACAACAAAUCAUCAGCCAAGCUUAUCAACAUUUCUAAGGAAUAAUCCAUUUACGGAUGGAGAGCAGAAACACUAUUGGAAAUUCCAUAUUUUAAGCGCGCCCUUAUCAUCGUGACACACAACUCGAUAGAGUGGUGGAUUUGUUAGGCUUUAAACGUCAACAUUUCGUUAAUUUUGUAUUGAUAAGCCAUACUACAGCGAAGCGUAGCAAACGAGAAGAAUAUUUAAUGCACUAAUAAAAGUAACAAUGAGAGAUUACGUCUAAAUUAAAACAAAACAACGCUUUCAACGAUCGCUCGAAUAAUAAAUGAAAGGCACACACAAAAAAAAAAAAAGAAAACAAAUACUAACAAAUUUUUAUCACCAAAAAAUGGAAAAAAUCGUCACUUCCACGGAGCGCCUCGACGCAUCGAUCAGUUCCCAACACAACGACUACGGUAGCACAACGUUAAAAAAUCGCGCUUCACCCACAAAAGAUCAAACCACAUCGGCCGAAAUACACAUCACUACUAACAGAGGAGCUCUAGAUACGUACGACAAAAAUUACGAUCCCAACGAUAGUGACAAUUCAGUUGGGCAUGAUUAUAGCAGCAGCGUUGUAGUAAACACUAAAGAACUCGUCUACCAGAGCUUACCAGCUCCGAUCACUACUUAUACGUCAAGUCUCUUUGCUGCUGCCUGUAGUGCUUCCUCAACGUCACGCUUUCAAGCGCCACAUUCCGGUUACGCGCGUUACGGCUACAGCAGAAUGUCAACGUUUAUUGAUGAAACACCUGGACCUAAGAAGUCUGUAUGGCCCUCAACAACCCUGCAGCGCUUCGAAGUUAUCCUCUUUGUACUGAAUCAAAUGUGUAUCGGUUUUGUGACCAUAUUCAUGUCCUGGUUGUGUAUUACAAAUGGACUGCAAAACACGCCGCUUCAUGCGUGGCUGGUAACACUAGGUUACUCGCUACUGAUGGCCGAAGCCGUGAUGGUCCAUUACAACUCGAAUCCUUUAACAACGAACUUCAAACGUCAUGAAAAACAUACCAUACAUUGGGUGCUGCAAUUAGCAGGUGGCGGAUUGGGAAUGGGCGGUACGCUGUAUAAAUGCAUACAGAAGGGUUUUUUACUUCAGAGCACACAUGGAAAACUGGGUUUCGCCACAUUCAUCCUCUGCCUGGUAUCUUGGUUAAGCGGUUUGACUGCACUUUAUCAACUCAAACUUAAAUUCUUUGUCCGUCCUUUAUUCAAUCGAACAAUCCACAACUUGAUUGGGCUAGCCUGCUUCGUACUCGCGCUUAGCACUCAAUAUUAUGGCUAUCAGACGGGUUUCUUUAGAGCUCGGGUAACUUCAGAGAGUUUCCGUGACUGCAUGAAGACCAUUACCCUACUUUCAUUAGUACUGAGUAGUAUUGGACCCCUAAAGGCGUUGCUGCAGAAGGCUCGUACUAUUUUUAGAGACUUCUAAAUAAUUAUCAUUAUGAAUAAAUAUAAUAUUUAUAUUAUUUGUAACGAAUUUUUUUCAUAGCAUAGCGUAAUGGAGUUAUAUUCUAUGUAUGCACUAAAUGUGAUAUUGAAAAUACAUAUAAAAAUAUAUAUUAUUUUUGAAUUUUA
Rhagoletis pomonella (apple maggot) is the source of this 1750-nucleotide messenger RNA. RefSeq lists its product as uncharacterized. Gene Ontology annotation, molecular function: transmembrane monodehydroascorbate reductase activity. The coding region runs from base 462 to 1604 and encodes 380 amino acids. NCBI's taxonomy places the organism in Eukaryota, Metazoa, Arthropoda, Insecta, Diptera, Tephritidae. The transcript has 4 exons. The record is from RefSeq and is a predicted model, not a curated record.